AUGCCCCCCCGAAGAAAUCUCAAGCGCCACAACGAGGACGACGCUCGCAGACCCAACAAGCGCGCCGGCAAGAACAAGCGCAACCCCACCUAUGAUACCUAUGACGAGGCUUUGGAUGGUGGCGUAGAACAGGAGGAGAAGGGCGAGCGCUAUCGAGACGGUGAGAAAUCUCAAAGAUUCUAUGAAAGAGCCAUCGAGCUGUACACCAAGGCCGCAGAGUUACAAGAGACCUAUGAUGCCGUGUACAACAGGGCUCGAGCUCUGUACACACUCGCUACCGACUUUUUCCUUCCACCUUCGUCCCUGCCUCUCUUCCGCGAGUCCAUCACUCUCUAUCAGAAAGCGAACGAUCUCACCAACUCCCCUCUUCUACGAAUGGACGUCGCAUUCAACCUUUCCCAAGCGUUUUCCACGCUUGCAGAUGUAUUGGAAGACCUCCAGACCGACGACGAUACGGACAAGGACGAAGUCGUGAGGAAGCUGAGGUGUGACGCUAGAGAUACUCUAGCAGAAGUCAUGGACGGCCAAGAAGCCUUCCUCAGGACUGUGACCAUGCAGGAGGGCGGAGAAACCGAUGAAGCCUCAGAGGAGGCCACUGAAGAGCUUGAGGGUUGUGCCGAGGGCAAGGGCAUGGAGGUGGACGCAGGAUCGAAGGAGGACGAGGAGGGUGAAAACUCAGCCACCUUUGAAACGCAUCUCCCCACUCCCUCCACGUUUAUCGAUACCGUCGUGACUCUCAUGGACAUCCAUCUCACCCUUUGGGAGUCCGUGCCUACUCCUCAACCUCCGACCGAGGACGAGCAAAUCGCCGUCCGAGUCAUUCUUGACCGCGCAGCAGCUAUUGCUCCCGAAGAAAGGCAGCCUGAGCUCCUUCUUUUGGAGAUCAAAGUGCUUCUUGCCAUGGACCGUCUAAUCUGGGACGCAUACAAGGGUGAGGCAAAAGCUGGUUCUGGCGUCGAAAGAUCGUUGGAGGGCGCCGUUGCGGCUCUCGGUAAAGUUCUCGAAAGCCUGACUGGUGCCGCUGGCGAAGAUAGUCACUUGCGAGCAGAGGUCAUCACGACUCUGGCCGACACCCACAUGACCAUAGCGAGCCGGCUCAGUUUCCUCAGCACUCAGCUGCCCCCGGGCCCUUCGUCUCUUGCCCAAGAUGCCUGGUUGCAUCUGACCGAAGCAACAACCCACCUUUCCACGGCGGCCGAUUUGCCCACAGAUGGCAACACCCCCCGGACGUUCAAGCCUUCUAUCUUCCUGUCCUUGUCCAAGGCCAGUCUCGCUAGGGCGACGCUCUCAGAGGUGAAUGACGCGGCCAAAAGGAAUGUCGUGCAGCUGUUCGACAAUGCUGCUACCUACGCCGGCCGAGCAGGUGAGACGCUGGGCUGGAAGUUUGUGCGCAUCGGCCCUGCGCCCACAUCCACGGGCGGUGUGCUUUCGAUCGGUGGCUCCAGUAUCGGAAGUAGCGAUCUGCCUUACCAAGCCGGGUGGGAGUCCGAGCUGCUCGGAAGAUCUAUCACUCUGCAACAGCUUCGAGUGUGUUUCUAUGCCACUCAAACGGGGUUAAUACCGUCCGAGUCAUUGGUAAAGUACCAAGAAGGUUCCACGAAGUUGCUAGUCAAGCUGAAGGCUCUUCCGGAGGGAGAGAGGAAGAUUGGGAAAAAGGACGUGGAGAGGUGGGUCGGGGAAAUCGAGAACGAAGGGGAAUUGGGAGAAGUAGAGAAAACUUGGUGGAACGAGCUUAAGUUGGAACUACAAUCUUGA
Messenger RNA from Cryptococcus wingfieldii CBS 7118, 1755 nucleotides. RefSeq lists its product as hypothetical. The coding region runs from base 1 to 1755 and encodes 584 amino acids. The transcript is spliced from 3 exons. NCBI's taxonomy places the organism in Eukaryota, Fungi, Basidiomycota, Tremellomycetes, Tremellales, Cryptococcaceae. The record is from RefSeq and is a predicted model, not a curated record.